UAUUUAUUCCAUUUUAACAAACAGGUCAAGUUGAAUAAAAACUUGUAAUUUUUUGUUCCAGGACAUGACCCCAUCCCGCCAUGUCGACCCAAGAAGACCCACCUCACGAAGACCUCAUCGACUUCCACGUACAAUCUCCGGUUCUUCCCAGAGCCACAACAGUCUCGCUUUACCUGGAAGACUCUGACAACCUCAUCGAUACCGAACUGCCAAUUUUGGAAAAGAAGCUUAAAUCAGUGCCAUCACACCAAGACGAGAAUCUCCUCAGGAAAAACAGUAUCGACGUCGAGGAUAUACUCAUCGUCAUUGAUGAUGAAGAUCAUCAGCCUCAACAAGAUACUGUGGACGGACCUCCUGUCGAUAUAGAAAGGUGUAGAUAUGAUGUCGUGGAUGAGUCCCAAAAAGAUAGUAAUUUUUUCGAUCUUUGCGACAAUCACUUGGAAGCGUUGACUGUUCUGCAGAAUCUGGAUGAGGUGCUAAAUGCGACCUUGAUGGACAUGUCUGGGGGGUCUGAAGGGAGUGAAGACUGUGGGAGUGAAGACUGUGGGAGUGAACAACGAGAUAUUGAAGAUUGUCUGCAGGAUCUGGACAACUAUCUUAAUACCCAAGAGGACACGUCUUCUGAGUCAAGCGGCACCCUGGACCUCAGCAGUAGCGUCACUACCUCGACGUACUCCUCCAAAGAUACGACAGAGUGUCUGCGAGACCAUCUGCGUCAUAUCGAACAGAACUAUGCCAUGUUUGCUAAGGGGUGCGUGAACAACGGGUAUGUGGAUACAGAGCCACCCUCAGAAGUUAGGCCCGCGUCCGUUUGCGAGGAAAAGGCUCACGAGAGGUGCACGCGAUCCAGCAAAAGGAUGUGCGCCACUGUGGCUGUGGGAAGAAGGGAGUUGGAAGGGAAGAGGAGCAAGAAGAGGGCUAGGUGCAAUCUGGAAGAUAGUUCUACCAUAUCAUCUUCCACGUCUCAAAUUUGGCCGAAUAUGUCAUUAGAGUAUGAGAACAUGAUGUGCAAUACGAGUAGUGACGUCACGACGUGGCCGAAAAGUGACGAUGAGGUUGAGGUAGAAAAAAGGAGGCGGCGAGGCAGUUGGAGAGGGUCUAUGAGAAGGAUGGACCGAUUAAGCAUUCCUACGGAUCAGUCGCCCACAGAGAUAUCAUCACAAGAACCCGUACCUUCAAGAUUAGAGACUGCUCAAACGACUACUGCUAGGCCCUCUAGUGCACCUUCGGAAGUACCAGUAACUUCAAGGGACCAUAGUGAAUCAUCACAAGAAGCGAAUCGUCGGAGUAGGACUAGAAGUAGCUCAUUAUCGUCUACAUCGAGAAGAGCUCGAAGCUUGUCCCCUAGUGAAGUUAGUACCACAACGACUUUUUAUAGUACUCAAGGAACUAUACCUCCAGCAUCUAUGCCCCAAACUUCACAGGACCAAAAUAAUACGACAGCUAGUUCCAGAAGGUCACGUGACGGAUCUGCUAUUCCAACAGUAACCGAAACCGAACCAGAAAGGCCAAUGGGUCGGUGGCCGCACAGUCUAAGUCCAGCUCUGGCCUGUUUGGGAUGCACCAUAGGACUUUUCAACGUCUGCAGAUUUGCUGUGCUCUCCGUACAUUUUGGAGCUAAUUUUCUGCUGCAAUUCAUGCUACUAUCAUGUUUUUUCGGCCUGCCCUUAUUCACGCUACAGUUAUGUUUAGGUCAGCAACUAGAAGCCGGUGUCAUCGAUAUGUGGAGAAUAUCGCCCCUAUUUCAAGGUGUUGGCUUGUCGUUAUUGGUUGCCCAAGCGCUUCUGGGACUCUACAGUAUCACGGGGGUAUCAUGGAUGUUCGUUUUCUUUCGAGAUUCGUUCAUAACGAGCAAGGAUCAAUACCGAUGGGCUGAACCAUUUGGAAUAUACAGGCAUGAGCCCACUAUUCCAGUAAACAUCACAGCAAAACUAAGCGAAACUAUUCCAGAUUACUUGAACGGUAUUGUCUUGCAAAGGCAUCAUUUGAACUCGACAGAGAACUACGCGACUGUGAAAUUCCAACUAGCUUUUAACUUAGCUGUAGCCUGGACGAUCAUAUUCGUAUCCCUCAGUAAAGGCAUAAGGUCAUAUGGAAAAGUUGUGUAUGCUUUCACGCUGAUACCACUUGUAGGAAUGUUCGUACUAUGUGCCAAAGUAUUGGGUUUAAUGCCUAGUGAAUACAUUAACGUGAUUUUCCCUGAAACUGCUUGGGAUGAAUUUUUCCUCAAUCCUAGGAGUUGGUUAGCAGCUGGACAAGAAGCUUUCCUGACCUGGGGUCUGCUGGGAGCAUCAGCCAUGCAAAUAGCAUCACAAAAUAAACACAAACAUCUACUUCAAAGAGAUUCUAGUCUUGUAAUCGUAAUCACUUUCACAGUUUUAAUACUCGCCGCGUUUUUAGCGAAUACUUGUGUUCUUAUUCUAAGCUCAUAUGGAUACAAUUACAUACCCAGCUCCUUUGAGUACCGGUCUUCCAGUGUAUUCCUUCGUUCAAUAAAAGAUCCACUGCCCCCAAAUUUAGCUAACACACCAAUCAGGCAUAUGAUCCACCAAUCCUUUGUUGUUGGAGAAAAAGUUAUUCGUCCAAAUACAGACGUCACGUCAGUAAGCGGUUAUCAGGUUCUGAGGUUUGCAACGGAGUUGAUACCAGCAACAUUCGCAACACUUGGCGCAGAGCAAGUGUCUCCAUUUUGGGUGAUUCUCUUUUAUUUUAUUUUGAUCAUGUUUGGGAUUAUCCAGCAGUUAGCUAUUUGGCACUGUGUCAUCACAGGCAUCAUGGCAAUCAAUUUAAAAGUUUUGAAAUCAUGGGAAACUACUAUAACGUUCUUCAGCUGUGCCUGUGGGUUCGUACUGGGACUGCCAAUGGCAACAGAGUUGGGAAUCUACGUGGUAUACUUUUUUGACUACACAAUAGGAAGCAUCUGGUGGUUACUGAUAGUGAUUCUCUUACAAAUUGUUGCUGUAUUUAUGGUACGAGGAAGACCCUACAGUGGAGAUACAGUUGUAAUGGAGCUGUUUCAUCGAUAUAAUAACGCAUGUUUCCUCACUUGGGCUCCUGCUCUUCUUUCCUUUACUUGGAAUGUCAUUUUACCAGUGAUACUGAUGGUUCUUUGUGUGAGUACGUUUAGAAACGGAAGCUUUAGAGAUAUGUUCAUUUGGCACCGUGCUCCUACGGUAGAGUAUUGGUCACUGUGGACUAGGCAAGUUGGAUGCUUGAUGCAGUUAUUGCCAAUACUUUGUAUUCCGAUCGUUGCAGUUAUCCAAAGUUAUAGGUAUCUUAACAAUGGCCCAGAUGAUAUUCUUGAGAGGGUGCAGCUUCUAUACCGACCUCCGAUAGGCGAGCACAUGUCGGACCCACCUAUCGCCAAUAGUAGAACCAAUACGGGCUCCGCUCCAUCUUCAGGAGGCUCCGCCCCUGCUGAAGAUCCACCCCCUAAGUAUACGCCACCCCCUUCCUACACUACAGCAACGGGAGUGAGGUUGGCCAAGCUGCUUAGGCAGAGUAUUAGGAGGAGCGUGAGGAGGAUAGCAGCUGGGGUGCUGGGAGAACCCGGAUCGUCUAGGCAAAGAAAUACGAUACGCAGCCAAGAAGAAUUUCGACCUGCACCACCUCCGGAUUACAAUGCUGUGUUGGUUGAAAUGAACAGCAGCGGAGCGGGAAGUGAGAAUACUGCUACCAGUACCAGUGAUGCUGCUGCGGGAACUACGAUAUGUACAACAGUUCCCGAUGGCGAAGCUCGAAGGAUAUCAACACUUCAAAGACUGAGAAACCUGGAGUCCACAUCAACGGCUUUGACAGCCGCCGAGGUGGCCUCUAUCCUUAGAAGUAGUUUCAGAAGAAGUACUAUCCGCAGGAACAGAAGUACCGGUUCUAAUGAUAGAAAUCUGGUACAAUCGGCCGCUCCAAUGAGCGAAACGUCUUUGGUGGUCGAUGAAAAGGAUAAGCCAGACGUCAUGUGAUACUCUUACUAAGGGAUCAAGAUUGUAGAGAAGCUGUCUUCGGAAAACUGUAGAAGAGUUGGUAAACGUCUCGAUGAAGCGUUUAUCUCUAACCUCUGAUAGAGUUUGAGACUUUCAAGAAGUUAUAUGGUGUGAGAUGGAUAAAUACAGAGCGAGCUAUACUAUGAAGUAAAUACCUUUAAAUAUUAUUUCUGGAUGCUUUGCUAUUCAGUAACCUGUUCCUAUCGGGUUGAAGCUUCGUUUUUCGAUGGUUAACCGUGAACGACUGUAACAUUUUUAUCAUAUUUCCGAGGCAUACAUUUUACUUAGCUCCUGGAAUAAAGUAAAAUACUAACAUCACAAAAUAUUAUACUUGAGUCAGUUUAUCGUAGAUCGAUAAUUGCACGUCAUUUGGCAUACCGCGGUUAUACUUUUUUGAGAAAUUAUUGUUGUAUAUUUGUUCUCUAAGAAUUUUGCUGAUAUGAUGCACAAUCAAGGAAAAACUAAUAAAGAAAGCUAAAAGAGAUAUAAUGAAUUCUGAUAUAAAAGCAUUUAAAUAAUAAAUGAUUAUGAUAUAAUAUUCAUUUUCCCAACAUCAUUACGAUAUUAUACCCAAUAUAUGUGAGUGCUGCUGCAGAAUAUGUAAAUAUACUUGUUAAAAUAUUGUCUAGUCCACUUCACAAUAAACUUGAAUUUUGAUGAUAACAAAAGCGAUUGAUAUUGAUAUCUGAAGUAUUAAAAUAUCGAAGAAUGUGGGAGUUGAUCAUUCUGAAAUACUUUGUUGUCUAAUAAUAAUGAAUAAUCUGUUUUGGCUUUGUGACCUUUGUUAAAGCGGUAUAAUAUUCACCCUCUCUUCAUUAUUAAAUUAGUACAUCCAAUAAUAAUUUGAUGAUAUGAAUCAUUAAUCAGUGAAAACCUCCGGAAAAGUUGAGGAAGCUUUGCUUAAUGUCUUGGGAGUACACUUGACGUGGAUAUGACGAAAUAGUCAGACAAUAUUAUAAUUCUAGAAAAAACAGAUUGAAGAUUUUCUAUGUAUAUUUCACAAAUGACAGUCUUUAUUCAAAAACUCCAUUGCUAUGAAGUUUGAAGACACUGUCCUUAUUUCAUGUUUUAAUUUUCUUCUGCCAGUGUUUAAUGUCUAUCCUAAUAAAUUUAUUUUAUUAUGAAGUGCCUAUUUGGAUUCCAACAGCAUCGCACAAACAGCAUUUAUUGUUAACAUCUUUCUCUAUACAGUGUGUUACUUAACUAUAGGCCGUAAUUACAAGAGCGUAUUCCUGAACCAAAUUCAUUUAGAAAAGUUCAUAAAAAGAGGUGACCGGAACAGUCUUAUUUUCAUGUUACAGGGCGUUAAUUAUUAAAAAAAAUUGAUAGAAAAAAUAAAGCAAACUGAUACGGAUAGUGAAAAAUGUAAUUAUAAUACCCCAACAACGCUCUUUGACAACGAUCAAAGAUAGUUUGUUCUUAUUUUAAUAACUUUUCGGCAUCCAAUGAAGUUGUUUAUUUUUUGUCGCAAACAGAGUAGGAUACAGGGAGAUACCAAGAGACAAAAAAGAACCAUCAGCUGCUUAACAAAAAAAUAUGUUUUUCAUAAAAUCAGCGCUGCACAUUUUUUUGUCAAUUUCAUUCGUGAGAUUGCCACCGAGACGCCACAGGAAUUCAUAACUAUCUUUUAGUUGGUGCUAAGUUUACGUCUUAUUACAUUGAACAACACAAUGAACAUUCAACAUAAUCAGCACAAGAAUCUUUAAGGUAUUAAUAAACUUUGAGACCCAAUAUAAGAAGACCAGAUUUCUUAGGCCACAUGCUUAUAUGAACUUUUCCACUUAAAUUUGUUUCAGGAAUGCCCCCUUGUAAAUACAGCCUAUUUUUAAGCAACACCCUGUAUUAUGCAUGGCUUGUACGAUAUGCAUUGUCAAUAUCUACGAAAUCUGAUGACAGAAGUAACGUACAAGUACUGCCCUUAUAGUACUGACUAAUACGAGAUAUAAUUUAUAAAAUUUAUAAAAAUUUAUUUAUAGUGUCGAAUUGUAGAACUUGCGUUUACGUUAAAAAGGCCGACCAAUUUUUUGUUACUUUUCUUAUUUGAAUGUAAAUAUACUAUACUUCUUG
This is a messenger RNA of Acanthoscelides obtectus, 6047 nucleotides long. The record is from the annotation of a GenBank genome assembly. NCBI's taxonomy places the organism in Eukaryota, Metazoa, Arthropoda, Insecta, Coleoptera, Chrysomelidae.